GUAUGAAUGAUGAACUUUUGUUUGAGGAGAGUGAAGUUAACAAUCUAGACGAUGAUUUAUCUGUCGAACUUGACGGCCUUAUUUUGGAUGAUACUCCUGGUCUUAAGCCGGGUGUUAAAUUGCCUAAAAACGAAAGUCAAUGGAGGGAAGCGGACUGGUAUUUUAGAGCGGAAUUGCCAAUGUGUGAUGUGAACGAAAAAUCAAUAAACGAAUGUGCGAUCAAAAUGUCAAAUUUAGUCUAUGAUUAUUUUGCUGAAAAUUUUGGGACAGUGAAUAAGAAAAAUGCUCUUGACGAAGAAUUUGACAAGAAGUAUGCUAAUUAUACUAAGCAAGAGUUGAAACGUUGUUAUUUACAUCUGUCACUGAUGUAA
Molecule: messenger RNA, 371 nt
Organism: Paramuricea clavata
Lineage: Eukaryota; Metazoa; Cnidaria; Anthozoa; Malacalcyonacea; Plexauridae
Source: the annotation of a GenBank genome assembly